UUCGGCAGUGUCAAUAAAGUUGCAGCGGUUUGACUUUGCAGCGAACAACAUGGCGACCUCCAUGCUGGGCUCACUGCUUCGGACCGUCCGGCAGAUGGUUCCUUCAUCAGCUUCAGGCCAAGUUCGAGGCUACUAUGUAGACUGGAGAAUGUUGCGUGAUGUGAAGAGAAGGAAAAUGGCCUAUGAAUAUGCAGAUGAGAGGCUACGGAUUAAUUCGCUUAGGAAGAAUACCAUUUUGCCAAAAUACCUUCAGGAAGUGGCUGAUGAAGAAAUUGCUGCCCUUCCCCGGGAUAGCUGUCCUGUUAGAAUCAGAAAUCGGUGUGUUAUGACGUCCCGUCCACGUGGUGUGAAGCGGCGUUGGAGGCUUAGUCGGAUCGUCUUCCGUCACUUAGCUGACCAUGGGCAGAUGUCUGGGGUCCAGCGAGCAAUGUGGUAAACUGCCUUAACUCCAGAACCUACUGCGCUUGCAGGGAACCAGUUCUGACAAGACAACACUCUUCUAACAGACAAAAACCUAGUUUUAAUAGGAGUCUAGUCUACCUGAUGUCUAGUUAAAUUACUUUUAAAUUUUCAAUGAAGAAACCUGGGUUUCAUUCUGUCAGUGAAUCAUCUUUCCUGUUGGACUAAAUGAAACAUAAGUGUUCCCAAGCAUGAUGCAGAGUAAUAAAAAUAUUUUCUGUGAAAAUA
Myotis lucifugus (little brown bat) is the source of this 687-nucleotide messenger RNA. It is a transcript of the gene MRPS14, whose product is annotated as mitochondrial ribosomal protein S14. Bases 50 to 436 code for a protein of 128 amino acids. The record is from RefSeq and is a predicted model, not a curated record. The transcript is spliced from 3 exons. Gene Ontology annotation, cellular component: mitochondrial small ribosomal subunit; ribosome. NCBI's taxonomy places the organism in Eukaryota, Metazoa, Chordata, Mammalia, Chiroptera, Vespertilionidae. Gene Ontology annotation, molecular function: structural constituent of ribosome. Gene Ontology annotation, biological process: translation.